AUGUUCAGCUCGUGGGAUCUCGUGCGACCGCACUUCUGGUACCCCAUGUCGUCACUCGAACAGUCUAUGAUGGAGCUCGAGCACAUGAGUGACAGCAUGAUGCGACCGCGCUUCCCUUUUGGGGCGCGUCGAGAGAUGCUCGCCACUCAAACUCCAAAGCACGUCAUGUACUCCGGGAAGUCGACGGACGAUGACGACUUCUUCGUCGACCUGCCUGUGGUGGCACACAAGUACAAGCCGACGGCGUUCCAACCGGUGCAAAACGCACCGCAACAGGAUCAACAAGUAUCCAGCACCAAGACAUUGAAGGAUGACGACCCGAUGAGCCACUCGUUCUCGUCUUACUCGUUCAGCAACUCAUCUGUUGUGGACGAGAAGGGUCGACGAGUGGCAACGACGCGUCGCCGCUACGAAGACUCCACGGGUCAUCUCAAAGCGCACGAGUCCAUUUGUUCAAGCGGCAGUCCGGAGGAGUUUGAAACGCUGUGGCAGCAGACGCCAUUCGGUGCGGCACAGAAGACGUCAGUGAAAGGCCAGCUGCAGGCCGAGUCAGAAGUUGAUCGAGACGUGACACCGUCGAUGACACCUGCGCCGCUGGCGGACACUACUGUCCAUGAAACGUCAACGGAGAUGACAUCGACGGAGAAAUGCGCGGAGGUAGAGACAGAAAAGAAGCACAACUUGUAG
This is a messenger RNA of Peronospora matthiolae, 687 nucleotides long. Lineage: Eukaryota; Oomycota; Peronosporomycetes; Peronosporales; Peronosporaceae. The record is from the annotation of a GenBank genome assembly.